AUUACAUAGAAACAUGAAACUUGACUAUGUGCUCAGGCAAGUUUUACUUCUCCCUAGCGCAGGGGUGUUUGCCAGUAGCCUGCACUCUCAGAAAUCAGACUCAAGUGGCCAGAACCCUUGAGACCACAGGCCUGCCAUGCUGUUCCCUAGCAAGACCAGGAACUGCUGACGUUACCACCGGACAGUCUCUUACAAUCACCAAACGGAAUGGACAAGCUUAAUAAAAUAACUGUCCCUGCCAGUCAGAAGCUGAGGCAGCUUCAGAAGAUGGUCCAUGAUAUUAAGAACAAUGAAGGUGGAAUAAUGAACAAAAUCAAAAAGCUAAAAGUCAAAGCUCCUCCAAGUGUUCCUCGAAGGGACUAUGCUUCAGAGAGCCCCGCGGACGAAGAGGAGCAGUGGUCGGAUGACUUUGACAGCGACUAUGAAAAUCCCGACGAGCACUCGGACUCGGAGAUGUACGUGAUGCCCGCCGAGGAGAACGCCGACGACAGCUACGAGCCGCCCCCCGCUGAGCAGGAGACCAGGACGGUCCACCCAGCCCUGCCCUUCGCCAGGGGCGAGUAUGUAGACAAUCGAUCAAGCCAGAGACAGUCUCCACCCUUCAGCAAGACGCUUCCCAGCAAGCCCAGCUGGCCUUCAGCCAAAGCAAGGCUCAUCUCCACCCUGCCGUCCCCGACUUCUCUGCAGAAACCUCAAGUCCCGCCCAAACCCAAAGGCCUCCCUGAGGAUGAGGCUGAUUAUGUGGUUCCUGUGGAAGAUAAUGAUGAAAACUAUAUUCAUCCCACAGAAAGCAGUUCACCCCCAUCUGAAAAAGCUCCCGUGGUGAAUAGAUCAGUCAAGCCAAAUAACUCCUCAAAGCCAGCCUCUCCUCCAGGAACAGUUUCAGGUCGAAACAGCGGGGCCUGGGAAACCAAGUCAUCUUCACCUGCUGCACCAUCCCCACUGCCGAGGGCCAGGAAAAAACCAGCUACACCACUGAAGACAACUCCAGUUGCCUCUCAACAGAAUGCAUCAAGUGUUUGUGAAGAAAAACCUAUACCUGCUGAACGCCACCGAGGGUCUAGUCACAGACAAGAAGCUGCGCAGUCACCAGUGUUCCCUCCUGCCCAGAAACACAUCCACCAAAAACCCAUACCUCCGCCAAGAUUUCCAGAAGGGGGAAGCCCAACUGUGGAUGGGCCAUUAUCCGGCUUUUCACCUAAUUCCACUAUUUCAGAACAGGAAGCUGACGUCCACUGUAAGCCAUGGUAUGCUGGUGCCUGCGACCGAAAGUCUGCUGAAGAGGCAUUACACAGAUCAAACAAGGAUGGAUCAUUUCUUAUUCGGAAAAGCUCUGGCCAUGAUUCCAAACAGCCAUAUACACUAGUUGUAUUCUUUAAUAAGCGAGUAUAUAAUAUACCUGUGCGAUUUAUUGAAGCAACAAAACAGUAUGCUUUGGGCAGAAAGAAAAAUGGUGAAGAGUACUUUGGAAGUGUUGCUGAAAUCAUCAAGAAUCAUCAACAUAGUCCCUUGAUUCUUAUUGACAGUCAGAAUAACACAAAAGAUUCCACAAGACUGAAAUAUGCAGUUAAAGUUUCAUAAAAAAAAAAAAAAAAAAAGGAUGUCAAUGUUGUUGCUUCACACAUUUCCCCCAAGUUUUCCUUUUGAGAAAAAGUCCCAAAACUUCAUAUUUUGGAUUAGGAAUGAUCCAGUCAUAACAUAGAAGGUGGAGGCAGCUAUGGAGGUGGUCAUCCGUUUCUUUAUGAGACGUUCACAUGGACAUGUUCUACCUAUUGCCUGACCUGAUGAACUGUUAAAUCUGGUGAGGUUGAGUUAUCAUGCUACUAAUAUUCUCCAAAUAAAUGUCUUUAUUUAAAAGAAA
This is a messenger RNA of Lemur catta (Ring-tailed lemur), 1861 nucleotides long. RefSeq names its product B cell linker (gene BLNK). Gene Ontology annotation, biological process: intracellular signal transduction; cell surface receptor protein tyrosine kinase signaling pathway. The coding region runs from base 208 to 1581 and encodes 457 amino acids. The record is from RefSeq and is a predicted model, not a curated record. The transcript is spliced from 17 exons. Gene Ontology annotation, cellular component: cytoplasm. Lineage: Eukaryota; Metazoa; Chordata; Mammalia; Primates; Lemuridae.